Homalodisca vitripennis (glassy-winged sharpshooter) is the source of this 3336-nucleotide messenger RNA. RefSeq names its product bromodomain-containing protein 4. Gene Ontology annotation, molecular function: RNA binding. Gene Ontology annotation, cellular component: nucleoplasm. The transcript is spliced from 12 exons. Lineage: Eukaryota; Metazoa; Arthropoda; Insecta; Hemiptera; Cicadellidae. The record is from RefSeq and is a predicted model, not a curated record. Bases 470 to 3262 code for a protein of 930 amino acids.
UGUGUGUACUGUGUAUUAUACUUACGAAGUCGAAGUUACUAUUUGUAACUUAUUAUAUAUUAGGCUGUUUGAGUUUUAAUUGGAUUUGGAGUGGAGUUGACUCGUAGUUAUUUAUUAUUAGUUUUGAUCGUAAGUUUUGCUGAUGAUAAAUAAUUGUUUGGUUUAUAAUUUGUGAGGCUUAUUUUAUCAGUUUAUUGUGAAUUUAAUAUUAACCUAUUGCUUUUUUCUAGAUAAAAGAAAAAUUAUGUACUGUAUUUAACCUGAAAAAUGUAUUAGAACGUUCUUAAUCGUCCAUAAAACCAAUUAAUAAAUAUUGUAAAACUCUGCUUUUAUGAGUAAAACAAGUAGUGGUUUUACCUUUGUAGUAUGAACUUAUUAGUUUUAUUUUAAUAAAAUAUAUCAGCUGUACAGUUUAGAUAAUUUAAUAUAGGCCCGCUUUAACUGACAGUUGUAAAAGGCCUAACUGAAGAUGUCACAUAGACAGUGGCAAGAUGGAAACUCUCUCAUCAAUAAAAGAAAUGAAGCCUAUCUAAAUUAUCAGAAAAAAGCAGAGCAGAUGACAAAACAGCAGCAAUUAAUAGAGCAAAAGAAACUGGAAAUUCAAAAGCGUAUGGAAGAGAAAAAGAAAAAAGAAACUGAAGAAGCACUGAAAAAGCUUAAUGAUGAUAAACUUAAAUCUGAGGAGGCUUCUAAAUCGAAACGUAGCAGCUAUUACAGCUACUCAAAGAAUAAACAAUGGCCAACAAGGGAGAGGCCAGAAGAAAAUCCACCGUCUGCAACUGGUCCUACAAACAUAUUUAACAACGAUGGCAGUUUUUUCGAGCAGUUUCAGAAAAUAUCAGGCAUAAAGGUGGAAGCAAGAAAAAGAAGCAAAGAAAUUCCAAAAGGCCUUGGUGAUAUUGAAAACGGAGCUGUGAAAAACAAUGAAGAAAAACAAAAUAAUGACGUUCCCAAACCCGAGAAAUCUGAGGAGACCCCUGAAGAUAGACAGACCAAACCGAUAUUGCCCAGUCCAGACAAAGUUGUGGCUCCUGUGAAAAUAGACCAGCCAUCUCAAGUGAUACAGCAGAACCAGAAUAUUCAACAUCACAUGAUUCAACAUCAACAUAUGGUUCAACAUCAUCCGAUGCAGCAACAUCAGAACGUGCAUCAGCAACCUCCCAUGCGACAUCCGAUGUUCCCACCCCAGCCAAUGCCUCCACCCAUGCCCAUGCCAUUCCCUCCACAGUUCAAUCCUAUGCACUGUGGUAUGAUGUUACCUCCUCCGAUGGCACCUUCGUCCAUACCGCCCCCAGCACCAUUAAAUCCCGGCUCGAUACCGUCUCCCUCACCCCUCCAAACUUGUUCGAUCCCUUCCCCUUCACCGCUCCAGCCUUACGCUAUUCCCCCUCCUUCUCCUCUCAUUCCUCAUUCGAUCCCUCCUCCAUCCCCGAUGGUCCCUCAUUCUAUCCCUCCACCGUCCCCUCUCACCCCUCAUUCAAUCCCUCCCCCUCUGCCCUUGAGGCCGCAGAGCAUCCCUCCUCCCUUGCAGCGGCCCCCAAUGUUCCUCAGCAUGGUGCCUCCUCCCCCACCUCCACCACCGGAAGAAGAGAAAACUAAAGUUUUGUCAACUGAGAAAAAUUGUGUGACACCCAAAACUGAUAUUAAGCCAAAAAUGAAUAUUAAAGAUAAUGUAAAAGAUUUGUUUAAGAAUGAUGAUUAUUCAUCGUCGGAAGAUGAGGAGGAUAGAAGAGAAAACAUGUACGGUCCUAAUUUAAAGCGAUCACAUUCAGAUUCGGAUUCAGAACGUGAACGUAAAUCUCCAUAUUCAUAUUCUGAUAAAGAUUCGGAUGUAGAAUCGGAUCCUAAGAUGGAUUCGGUCUCAGAACUGGAGUCAGAUCUAGGACAAGAAUCUGAACCUGUGUCGACAGCAGAGACAGAAACUAGCUCGAGGUUUCAACCUUACACGUCGGUGGUCAUUGAAGACACGCAGACCCAGUUCCCAUCGGAUACCAAGGAUUCUUCCAAUACUGGAGAAACAGCUCCCCCAGAUCUGUCCAGCGAAAGUGACUCAAUCCCUGGACUCCAGAAGGGGACUGGACUCACUCCAGCCAUCGGUGAUUUAGACCAUUGUUGUUUUAGGCAAGGAGAAGUGAAGAAAGAAAUUGAAGAUAGUUUCUACGAGAGAUUUGAAAUGAAAAAUGGAUCCCACAUUAAAGAGGAGGAAACGGAUGACAAGAGUGCAGAUAUAGUCCUAAAAGACGAAGCCAAGCCUCUUUUGGAAGAAGAAAUUAAAAAAGAAUUCAUUGUGAAGCAAGAUAUUUUUGCUGAAACGCCAGAGACAGGCUUCAAGACCGAUGAGCCCGUACCGAAGAAGAAGCGAAGGAGCAGGUGGGCCGCAAAUGAUGAGAAAGUGGAUAUGCCGCCCACGAUGCCUCUAGUGCCACCACCUCCACCACCCGGUUUACCUCCCGGUAUAAGACCACCUGGCGUCGGUCCGGUCGGUAUGGUGGUGCCGUCAGCUUUGGGCGUGGUCAACACUAUUGUACCACCCAUGAACCCUACAGUGCCAUCCGUGAAUGUCCCUGGAAUGUCUGGGUCUAUGAUUAGUAAAGUUACGCGUACAGAUCCUGCAUUUGUCUCUUACGCAAUGAAGUCGUUUGGACGAGCCAAUCUGACGGAGGCGGAGUGGAAGAAAGCGGAAGAUCAUUAUAAGAUAAACCUGCUGUACCAGGACAUGAUGCGCAAGAAGGAGGAGUUGCAGCGGUUACAGGCAGCUGGGCGCAACAAGUACGAGUACGACUCUGACGAGGAGACAGAGGGCGGUACUUGGGAGCACAAGUUACGCAGCGCAGAGAUGGAAGCUACGCAGUUGUGGGCUGACGAGCUCACCGAGCAAGCCAAGGGGAAGCAUCACAUCGGCGACUUUCUGCCCCCUGACGAACUCGCCAGGUUUAUGGAGAAGUACGAAGCGUUGAAAGAAGGGCGUGAGCCAGACCUCUCGGACUACAAGGAGUUCAAACUGAAGGAGGACAACAUCGGCUUCCAGAUGCUGCAGAAGCUGGGCUGGACCGAGGGCCAGGGUCUGGGGCCGGACGGCAGCGGCAUCAUGGAUCCUGUCAACAAAGCCACGAUGCGUCCUGAGAACCAAGGCUUGGGCAUCGAGAGACCAGAAGAUGUGGAGGCAGACGAUGAUGAGUACGACGCCUACCGCAAACGUAUGAUGUUAGCCUACCGCUUCAGACCCAAUCCCAUGAAUAACCCGAGGAGGCCCUACUAUUGAGAGAGUUAUAUUCAUUAUCUAUCACAAUCCUGCAAGUGCUAUAAUUGUUUGUAAAUACAUUUUAGUUAAUUGUU